Molecule: messenger RNA, 1167 nt
Organism: Closterium sp. Naga37s-1
Lineage: Eukaryota; Viridiplantae; Streptophyta; Zygnematophyceae; Desmidiales; Closteriaceae
Source: the annotation of a GenBank genome assembly
AUGGAGAAAACUCCGAGUCAAACCCUUUGGCCGGCCUGCCCUAAGCUGGGCACGACGGCGAUGGUCCGCGCGGCGGCGCUGCUGCUGGUGCUGCCGGCCUUGGCGAUCCUGAGCGUCGUGGAUCCCGAGGUGGCGAAGCCGGCGUGGGACGACGGCGUGGUGGACGGCGUCGACGCCGACCUCUUCCGCCGCGCCAUGGUGCAGAUCGACGACGCGCGCCUCGCCGAGCCGCGCGGCAAAAUCGCCUUCCUCUUCCUCGUGCGCGGCCCGUUGCCGCUGCAGGAAAUCUGGCACCGCUUCUUCCAGGGCCACGAGGCGCAGUUCUCGGUGUACAUCCACGCGUCGCUGCCCGACUUCGACUGCGACCGCGCCGUCAGCUUCGCCGCCUUCCGCGGCCGCCAGAUUCCGAGCGUGCCGAUUUCGUGGGGAGGGCCCAACCUGAUCCGCGCGGAGAGGCGGCUGCUGGCGGCGGCGCUGGCGGACCCAGCGAACCAGCGCUUCGUGCUGCUCUCCGAAUCGUGUGUGCCGCUGUUCAACUUCUCGCACGUGUACGACUACCUCUUCGCCUCGCCCACCAGCUUCAUCACCAGUCAUCCCAGCGAGUGGCGGUACCAGCCGGGCAUGGCGCCAGCUGUCAACCGCAGCCAGUUCCGCAAGGGCUCGCAGUGGUUUGCAUUGACUCGGCGGCAUGCGGACAUGGUGGUGGCGGACACACACGUGUACGACGCCUUCCUAACCAACCAUGCCAUGAUUCCUGACGAGAGCUACAUCCAGACGCUCCUUCUGGUACCUUCCCUGCGCCCUCCUAUCGAUUGCUCCUCUGCUUUCCUUCACUCGCACACCUGCGCCUCUCCCUCUCGCUUUCUUCCACUGUGUGCCUUCUUCCACCGCGGCGUGGAGCCGCGGGGGGUGACGUUUCUGCACUGGCAGCCGACGGCGGGGCGCCACCCGCUGACCAUCACACCGGAGCAGCUCACGCCCGACUUCCUGCGCUCCGUGCAGCGCACGCGCCUGCCCCCCAAGGAGGCCAUUGGCUUCCUGCGUGUGCCCGCGCCGCGCCUCUGCCAGCUGGCGGGGCGCCCCACGCACUGCUUCCUCUUCGCCCGCAAGUUCAACGCCUCUACCAUCCCCACCCUCCUCGCCCUCUCCCCCGCCCUCGGCUUCUAG